AUGGAUGAUGCAAAAGCUUUAUAUAACACUCACACGGUAGAACAUUCUGAAGGAAGGCAAAUUUUAGAUUCCAAAACAAAAAACCUUAUUUUUUUAUACGGACAUGGCCAAAAUGAAAAUACUGUAGAAAUAUUAUCAACAAUAUUACAAGAUAAAAAUACCAAUAAUGAUUUUAUAAUUAAAAAAUUAAAUCAUUCAAAUGUAAUGACUAGUGCGAAACUUUUUAUUAAAAAUCAUGUAAAAUGGUCACCUUGUUACAAUAUUAUUUUUUACUACUCGGGUAAAAUUCAAUAUGAAGCUGAUGAAACUAUUUCAUUAUGCUCUGAAGAUGAAACAGGUUCUUUAGAUGAAAUUUAUAGGAAUAUAAUAACAGAACUUACAUCAAAAAAUAAUAAAGGACAAUUAGAAGAAACUAAAUUAAAACUGGUAUUUUUUAUCGAUUCCUAUGAUGGUUCAUUAAUAGAAGAUGAUGCAUCAAGAUUAAAAAUUACCCGUGAUUAUCUUAAGUGUGGUUCAAAAUUACCAAAAUGUUCACAUCCAUAUGGAGUAAUGACACUUCCAAGACCAUUUAAUAAUGUAUCAUUAAGAGAAUCUUUAGAUAAUGAUCUUUCCCCAUUCGCUAAUUUUUUAAUAAAUAGAGUUAAUAGUAUUGAAUUUGGUAAAAGAUUGUUUUAUGAAACUGCAAACAUUUUAGCAUCAGAAUUUUGGUCUAAAUUUAUUAAUCAAUGUUCUAGUUCAGAUGAAAGUUUUCUUAUAAAUGUUGCUAAAGAUUAUAUCGACAUUCAUAAUGGAAAGAACUCAAAACUUAAUGAAGAAAUAAAAGAGUCAAUCAUACAAAGAGAAUUUAAAAUAUUAUCAAAUGGAAACGAUUCAAAUGUAUUUAUGUUCAAAUUUUAA
Messenger RNA from Dictyostelium purpureum, 897 nucleotides. RefSeq lists its product as uncharacterized. Bases 1 to 897 code for a protein of 298 amino acids. The transcript has 5 exons. The record is from RefSeq and is a predicted model, not a curated record. NCBI's taxonomy places the organism in Eukaryota, Evosea, Eumycetozoa, Dictyosteliales, Dictyosteliaceae.